AUGACCGCAAAGGCAACGCUUUACUUGCUUCUAUUCUAUGAAGUAUAUUCAGCCGACUAUGGACCGGAGAGCAUUGCCGAGAAGCCCACCGAGUCCCUGUUGCCCAAAUCCACCACUCAUUUGGUUACCAAACAUUUGAGAUCCAAAGCCUCCUUGCUGGCCAUACAUCUGACUACCAUAGCUUUGUCCACUAUACAACUGACCACCAUAUCCUUGUCUUCCGUACAUCUGCCCACCAUAUCCUUGGUUUCCAUACAUCUGUCCACUAUAUCCUUGGUUUCCAUACAUCUGACCUCCGUAACCUUGUCUUCCAUACGUUUGACCACCGUAUCCUUGUCUUCCAUACAUUUGCCUACCGUAUCCCUGUCUCCCAUACAUUUGACGACCAUUUCCUUGCCUUCCAUACGAUACAGUGGUGGAAGCUGCACGCAGCCGAAAAAGAGCGUAUAG
Molecule: messenger RNA, 450 nt
Organism: Haemonchus placei
Lineage: Eukaryota; Metazoa; Nematoda; Chromadorea; Rhabditida; Trichostrongylidae
Source: the annotation of a GenBank genome assembly